This is a messenger RNA of Salvia hispanica, 1601 nucleotides long. RefSeq names its product 3',5'-bisphosphate nucleotidase AHL-like. The record is from RefSeq and is a predicted model, not a curated record. Lineage: Eukaryota; Viridiplantae; Streptophyta; Magnoliopsida; Lamiales; Lamiaceae. Gene Ontology annotation, molecular function: 3'(2'),5'-bisphosphate nucleotidase activity. Gene Ontology annotation, biological process: sulfate assimilation; phosphatidylinositol phosphate biosynthetic process.
UAUUAGCAGCAAAUAGAAAAGCCGACGCACUCGUGUGCUUUUGUUGCCUCCCAAAUUUUGUCAUCAUUCUCUGAAAUUCCAUCAAAAAUCCAAUCUUUCCAUCCAUCAUUUAAAAUGCCCAUUUCUUCCCCGAAUUCAGCCGCCAAAAUUCGCCUCCCGCGCCCACUGCUUCCUCCCUACAGAAAUUCUCCUUCAAUUCUCCAUCAACACCUCCUUCCCAAGCUACAAAUCCACCCCUUUCCCCGCCUCCGCUGCGGCCACACGCUCAAUUCCGCCACGGCCCAGAAUUGCAACGUGGAAUUCGAGUCCAUGGACUUGGAGAAAUACGCGCGGGAGCUGGAGGUGGCAGUCAAGGCAGUGCACAUGGCGUCUUUGCUCUGCCGCAGAGUUCAACAGACCUUGAUUUUCCAAAGCAAUGUCAAUGUUCAGUCUAAAGACGACGAUUCUCCGGUCACUGUCGCCGAUUGGAGUGUUCAAGCAACCGUGAGCUGGGUGUUGUCUGAGGCAUUUGGGAGUGAAAACGUAUCCAUUGUAGCUGAAGAAGACGUUGAAACACUGUCGAGGUGUGAUUCUGUUGGCUUACUAGAUGCUGUUGCAAAAACUGUUAACGACAGCCUAGCUGAGGCGCCUAGUUUUGGGAUUCGACCACCGGCUGCUCCUCUAAACACAUCUGAGGUUCUUGAGGCCAUCAGUAGGUGCAACUCGCCUGGCGGGCCCACAGGGAGAUUCUGGGUUCUGGACCCUGUUGACGGUACGUUAGGUUUUGUACGUGGCGAUCAGUAUGCAAUUGCUCUUGCCUUGAUAGAGGAUGGUGAGCCUGUGCUUGGGGUUCUCGGGUGCCCUAAUUACCCGAUGAAGAAAGAAUGGCUGAGUUACCAAAACGGCUACCAAAGAAUCGUAUCUAGAUUGGCGUCGCCAUCAUCAACGUCGUGGGAUAGAGGAUGUGUGAUUUAUGCAAAGAAAGAGAGUGGUGGAGCCUGGAUGCAGCCAUUGCUUGAGAAAGAGAAGAAGUUUGUCUGGCCAAACUCUGCAAGAGAGAUCAAAGUCUCGACCAUCAACAACCCGGCACUGGCCACGUUCUGUGAGCCCGUUGAGAAAGCAAAUUCGAGUCAUUCCUUCACCGCAGGGCUAGCUCAUAGUGUUGGGCUCAGGAACGAGCCACUACGGGUGUACUCUAUGGUGAAGUACGCAGCCAUAGCACGAGGAGACGCUGAGAUAUUCAUGAAGUUCGCUCGAGCUGGUUACAAGGAGAAGAUAUGGGACCACGCAGCCGGUGUCGUCAUCAUUCAAGAAGCCGGCGGGGUCGUGACGGACGCCGGAGGCCAUCCUCUUUGCUUCUCGAGAGGGAUGUACUUAGAAGGUCUUGAUCGUGGCAUAAUUGCUUCUUCUGGAGCUACAUUACAUGAGAAGAUUAUCAGAGCUGUUGAUGCUAGCUGGAACUCUUCUAGUCUUUAAUUCCACACUACAUAUCCAUUAUUAUUCAAGGCAUACUAUACAUACAGACCUAAUAUAUAUAAAUAUUGUUAAAAGUACUCUCUCUCUCUCUCUCAUUUAAGAAUAAUUCAGUACUGUAAAUUUGUGGUCUACGAACUAGUUGUGUA